AUGAACGGCUACGACUCAGCCGGCGCCAAACGCAAGCGCUCGCGCUCUCCAUCUCGCUUCCAGGAUCGCCCAUACCGCAGCCGCGAUGGGACCCCGCGCCGGGACGAACAAAGUCGCCAGCCAUGGUCGCACAAAGACCAGAUGCGCAUCAAUCAGAUACAAGAAGAUGUGCGCAUGCGUGAGUGGGUCGCUGGCGAGGAUGACUUCGUGUUGAAGCAGGCAAAGAAAAAGGCAGAGAUCCGCGUCAAAGAAGGCCGAGCGAAGCCCAUUGACUGGCUGGCAGUUACUCUACGAAUCAUCGACGAGACUCGAAAUCCACUCGACGACGAAAUCAGCGAUGAGGAUCUAGACUUCGUCGAUCCAGACACUGUCUUCGACGAUCUCUCCGAAUCUCAGAUGUCCGAGUUACGAAAAGAUAUUGAUACCUACGAGAAGCUGGAGUCGAAUAAGAAGAACAGAGACUAUUGGCGAACGAUGCAGAUCAUAUGCAAGCACAGACAGAAGAAGUUACGCGCCUCUGGGCCAGAAGGGAGAGCAGUCAGCGCGGUUGCCUCGGAUAUCGACAAGUUGCUGGCGCCCAAAACAUAUGAACAGUUGGAGGCGCUCGAGAAGCAGAUCCGCGCAAAGCUAGACUCGAACGAGCCCAUCGAUACUGACUACUGGCAACAAUUACUUGACAGCUUAUUGCUUUGGAAGGCGAAGGCAAAGCUGAAGAAAGUCUACCAGGAUGUCCUCGUAUCGCGAACGAAGACGCUCCGGACCGAAAGCAAGCUGGAAGCUAUGCGAGCGCAACAGGAUCUUGCAAACGCAUUAGGGACGGCGCCAGCCGAUUCGUUGACAUACAACAAAUCGCUCGACCCGGAACCAGCUCUCCAGAUCGCCGCCAAGGACAAGCAGCUGGAGGUUCAGAGCGAGUCUGCCUUCCUCUCACAAAUUAGCGCCGAACGUGCGAAAAUCCGACGCAUGGGCUAUGUGCCUCUCCCAAAAGGGACUUCGAAUACGAGCAAGCCCACCACCACCGCGAAUACUUCGGGACCGGCUCCGUCCACCACACAAUACGACCGCGAUGUCGCCCGGGGAGUUGAUGAGGACGAAGAAGUUUUCGCUUCGGAAGAACCGACUUCCAUGGCUUCUACACAGCCUCUACCGUCAUGGGCUGCGCAAUAUCGCCCGCGCAAACCACGAUACUUCAAUCGCGUCCAACUGGGCUACGACUGGAACAAGUACAACCAAACCCACUACUCUCACGACGCUCCACCGCCGAAAGUGGUACAAGGCUACAAGUUCCACAUCUUCUACCCGGACCUUAUCGAUUCAUACAAAGCGCCCACAUACAAGAUUAUUCGAGAAGAUGGCAGGAAAAAAGGCCAGACUCUAGCUCCGGCGGGAGAGGAAGACACGUGCAUCAUUAGGUUCGUAAGCCCGGGUCCGCCCUAUGAGGAUGUGGCUUUCAGGAUCGUCGACAGGGACUGGGAUUAUAGCGGCAAAGAGGGGCGUGGUUUCAAGAGCACGUUUGAGGGAGGCGUGCUCUCGCUACACUUUAGCUUCAAGAAGGUGUAUUACAGGAAGUAG
Cyphellophora europaea CBS 101466 is the source of this 1572-nucleotide messenger RNA. RefSeq lists its product as uncharacterized. Gene Ontology annotation, cellular component: spliceosomal complex; cytoplasm. The transcript has a single exon. Lineage: Eukaryota; Fungi; Ascomycota; Eurotiomycetes; Chaetothyriales; Cyphellophoraceae. The record is from RefSeq and is a predicted model, not a curated record. Gene Ontology annotation, biological process: mRNA cis splicing, via spliceosome. Gene Ontology annotation, molecular function: protein binding. Bases 1 to 1572 code for a protein of 523 amino acids.